AUGGAGCCGGCGGGGUGGCAGCAGCGACUGGCGCUGUGCGAGCGCGUGCCCAAGGUGGAGCUGCACGCGCACCUCAACGGCUCCAUUCGCCACUCCACCAUCAGGGAGUUGGCGGAGAACCGCGAGGCGGAGGCGCCGCUGCUGGCGGAGGACGCACGACGCCUCACCAACACAGCGGAGCGCAGUCUAGCGGAGUGCUUCAAGCUGUUCGCGGUGAUCCACAGCCUCACCACCGACCAUGCCACCAUCACCCGCAUCACACGCGAGGUGGUGGAGGACUUUGCAGCCGACAACGUGAGUUACCUGGAGCUGCGCACCACGCCCAAGAGCAACCCGAGUGGGGGCAUGACGAAGCAGUCAUACGUGCAGGCCGUGCUGGCAGGGCUGCACCCCUUGAUGCACGCCGAGGCUGCGUGGCUCCAUGCACGCACCGCACACCAAGCCCCCCCCAGCAGUGCAGUGCCCAUGGUGGUGCGCCUGGUGCUGUCCAUUGACCGCAGAGAGACCACUCAGAAUGCCAUGGACACCGUGCAUCUGGCAGUGCAGCUGCGCGGGCAAGGAGUGGUGGGCAUCGACCUCUCUGGCAACCCUUCCAUCGGCCAAUGGUCCACGUUCCUCCCCGCGCUGCACCUCGCUCGCUCCCAUGGCCUUCCCAUCACCGUCCACUUCGCAGAGGUGCCCAACGAGAGGGAGUCACAGGCAGUGCUGGACUUCGCACCGGACCGACUAGGCCAUGCCUGCUGCCUCCCCGCCCACCUCCAACAAGCCCUGCUGCACUCUCGCAUCCCGGUGGAGCUAUGCCUCACUUCCAACGUGCGCACAGAGAGUGUCACGGCGUAUGGCAACCACCACUUUGACUACCUGUAUCGCGCAUCUCACCCCGUUGUGAUAUGCACUGACGAUUCGGGUGUCUUCAGCACCACGCUCUCACGGGAAUAUGCACUCGCAGCAGCUGCAUUCGACCUAUCCGACGACCACGUCAUCGAGCUUGCACGUAAAUCAAUAGACUUCGCAUUCUUGCCCAGUGAAACAAAAGCGCUUUUGCACGAAAUCUUUCAACAGAAGUUCGCCCUUCCCUGUGCCACAUGA
Molecule: messenger RNA, 1089 nt
Organism: Closterium sp. Naga37s-1
Lineage: Eukaryota; Viridiplantae; Streptophyta; Zygnematophyceae; Desmidiales; Closteriaceae
Source: the annotation of a GenBank genome assembly